AGGUUAAAUGACGGGGCAACGACCCAAGAUGCUUGACGACACGCAUUGGACAUGUAUCGUGUUCUAGAGGCAAAGGGUGAGUUGCACCUCAAUGAUUUCCUAUACGACAACGUUGACUGCGGUCGGCUGUGGGAGUUGGGUGGCCAGCAAGGCAGGAGGAGAACGCCAGUCACCCAGGAUGAUGCAAGGAGGGAUCUUCGAUGGGGUUGGGUGCCAUCUGCAGUCCCAUUUGGAUAUGACCGUGUCAAGAUGCAAGUGCGUGAUAUCAUGGGCAAUGUGUGGAGCGCGCAUUACGUGAAUGGCAUGUUUUCGUUCCGUCAUUUCGACAGAGAAGCAGCUGCAGAGGAAAAAGAAGCGAUGAGAUGCAGGCCACGCGAUGCACGCAUUUCUGACCCGCCACUCGGCAAUCCUGUCGAGUUGGCCCUCGCUGAAGGGAAGGUGUUUACAGGUGAGAAGCGCAUCACAUACGUCCACGUUAUGGGGAAAGAAACCACAUUUGAUGGCAUCUGUAUGGACGUAUGGGACCAUACAGCAAUGCGGAAGGAUGUCAUCGCAGCCAGUAACAUUGUGGCGCAUGUGAUUCAAGAAGGGCAGUUGUACCAGCAUGUGGUCCGUGACCAUGUCAACUGGGUACCUGGUUCUUUGCAUCCAGCAGUUGUUGAUGGCAAAGUGACACUGGCAGCAAGGAUGCAAUCCGGUGAGUGGCUGCCUUUGGGUUGGAUGCAUGCUGGCGUUGUGGAGCAUUGGCAGUUCUUGGUGGUGGUGACAUGUGUUUCCGUUUGCAAUCCUCAUGUGAGGGACCGGCGAUUGCUGGAGGAACACGCUCAACGUUGUUGGGAGAAGAUAAGGGAGGAAGAUCGGCAGAUGGUGUGCAUGGGAUAUGACGACCACAAUGACCGGGCGAUGUGGUUCAUUGUGGAAGACGCGUGCACCGACCAACCACGGCCCUCGACGAAUAACUUGUUGCUGGAGGGCAUUUGACACAGAUACGGGUGCACAUCACUACUUGGGUGGAUCCCUGUCGUCUGUCCCAUGACAUAUGAGCAUGGGGAACAAAUGUGCAUGAGAUUG
This is a messenger RNA of Chara braunii, 1071 nucleotides long. Lineage: Eukaryota; Viridiplantae; Streptophyta; Charophyceae; Charales; Characeae. The record is from the annotation of a GenBank genome assembly.